CGUAAGCGCGUCUAGUGGAGCUGCAUCACUCUCUCCUCUCUCAUCUUAUAUGAGCGCAUUUCAGCGCGCCGCAGCCCUCUAUCGCUAUUCACGGAGGGGGUAGCCCGACUCCUCUCCGCUCUCCUCCGUUCUGUCUCAGAGGUGGAUGCCAUGCCAUCGGAUUUUCUCCAUUUAUCAGCUGUUUGCAUUCACAUGACAAACGCGCCGGGGCUAUUUUAAGGGUAGGAGAUCCCUCUUGGUGGCGACAUUACAGCAGAUGGAGAGAGCCCUCCAUCAGCCUCAUCAGCUACUGUCAGUCACAUUAAGAUUGAGCCAUUCAGUACCAUGGACCUUUAGGAGCAGUAAUGGCAACUUGCUGUACCUCUCGCUCUGAUUGGAUAGACUUGUAGCAUGCGUUCCCUACGUAAGACUGUGCUGUUAGCUCUGGUAGCAUCAGUGGUGCUGGUUUUGGCAGUGCUACAUUCCUGGCCCACGCGGGUCUACAGCACUGUGGAUGUCCGGUACAGACCGGGUCCUGGAGCUGAGCGGCUGCUGGAGGAGAGACUUCCCGAACCGGAUCCCAGCACUAGCACCAUCCCUUACCGAGUGAGGGAGAGUGUGGCCAGGCUUUUGGCUCGCAACGGGUGUGUUUGUGAAGGAGAGAGCAGAGGGGUCAACCUGCCCUUUGCUCAGCUGUUGUUCCCUAGAGUGUCUGCCCAUCCCCUGCACACUGCCUUCCAGGCCUCCCAGCUCCAUGAGAUGAAGAAACGGCGCGCCAAAGAGUAUCAGAGCUUCCAAAUGAGGUCGCAGACCCCUGCUGAUUUGCUGAUUGUAGCUGAAGCUAACAACCCUCUGCAGUACCCAACACAGGGUGUGGAGGUUCGGCCACUUAAAACUAUCCUUAUACCAGGUUUGGCCUUAAAAGAACUGCCCCGAGAUGUAUAUACGCUGAACUUUUCAGCAUCUCUGGGCACAUUUAAUGUGGCAGCAGAGGUGAAGGGGGUAAAGGUCAGGGGGGAUGGUGAGAUGCACAUGACCCUGAGCAGCAGCCUUUUGUCCAGUCUGAAUCGACAGCUCCAGUUUAUCACAUAUACUAACACGCUGUUCCACCCCAGCACAGCUGACACAGUGCAGUUAGACACAGAAGGACAUCAAGCUCUGUUUACCAUCAAGAUUCGUCAUGGAGUAACACCCAAACUCUACAACACAGGCUCUGAUGCAGAUAAAGAAUAUAACAUCAGUGCUCUCGUGACCAUAGCAACCAAAACCUUCCUGCGCUAUGACAAGCUUCAGGAUUUAAUUGACAGCAUACGACAGUACUAUCCAACAGUUACAAUAGUGAUAGCUGACGACAGUGAGCACCCGAAAACAGUAUCGGGCCCUUAUAUUGAACAUUACAUCAUGCCGUUUGGAAAGGGCUGGUUUGCUGGUCGUAAUCUGGCCGUGUCACAGGUCACCACCAAAUAUGUGCUAUGGGUGGAUGAUGACUUUAUCUUUACUGCCAACACAAAGCUGGAGAAGCUGGUGGAUGUGCUGGAGAAAACCACACUUGACCUGGUUGGAGGAGCGGUGCGUGAAGCCACAGGCUACACUGCCACCUACAGGCAGACGAUCUCAAUUGAAGCUGGAGAGGAAGACGGGGACUGUCUACACAUGCGGCGAGGCUUCCAUCACAUCAUCCAGGGCUUUCCUCACUGUGUUGUCACCGAUGGAGUCAUCAACUUUUUUCUUGCCAGGACAGAUAAAGUGCAGCAAGUGGGCUUUGACCCUAGGUUAGCCCGUGUUGCGCAUUUGGAGUUUUUUAUCGAUGGGCUCGGUUCCCUGCAUGUUGGAUCAUGUGAUGAUGUCAUCGUGAACCACGCCACCAAGAUCAAGCUGCCGUGGGGCCAGUCGGAAAGCGACAAAACGUACGCGAAGUUCCGCUACCCUCCUGCUUCAUCUGACGCAACGCACACCAAAAACGGUCUCUUGUACUUCAAAAACCGCUUCCAGUGUCUAACACACAACUGAACACACCUUGACUAUGCCUUCUUCCCUUUCUCUCAUCCUCCCUCAAACGAAAACUCUUCACCCUGAGUAGCUGUGAAGACACUGGAAGUGUGCCGUGUAUGUACUGUAUCUGGUCCCAUGUGAGUAUGGGGGAGUUCAAAUAGGCCUCUUCUUUUGGAAAGGGUCAUAAUGUGAUCAAACAUGACUGACGGAUGAGACGCGCAGUGAUGGCUGAUGAAGAUUUUUUUGAUACCUGAAGAUGUCGUAUUUUUGUGUCUCCUUUCCUUAGCUUUAUUUUUGUUCAGAAGAAGAAUUCUUUAGAUACAGAUCAAACCAUUCCGUAAAUUACACACAGCCGUCUUUUUCUCCUCAGCCAAUCAUGUUUCAGUGUCACAUUUAAAGGGACAGUGAGACCAAAAAUGAAUUCUCUCAUCAUUUACUCACGUGGAUGUUGUUUAAACUAUGACAGAAUUUUCAUUUUGAGUGAAGUAGUUCAACAGACGAGAAUACAGAAGAGGUUUCUUUUGAAACUGAAGAACGAAGAGAAGACUGUCGAGGUAAACAUUUUGAACCAUGACUUUUAGAAUUUUUAAAUCCAGUUAAAGGGAGACACCUUUGGGACAUUCACAGGGAAUGUCACAUCACCUCCCUGCCUGGCAUUAAUCAUGUGUGUACUUGUGUAUGUGCGUCUGUGUGUGUUUUAUUGAGGGUCAUCUCUCUGUACGUUUGCACUAAAACAAAUGGACUUCAAUUGGAGAGACUCGACCCUCAGCGUCACUAAAAGAAGGAACAGACUGAACAUCAUUAGCAAGCUGAAACCACAGACAAUCCAACAUAUCACUUUCAUUCUCUCUCUCCCUCUCACAUACACACUCCGACAGAUUUCCCAGCGAGAGAUGGAGGGGUGAUUCAUUGUCCAUCAGUAAAAUCUGAAUUUGAUAUUUUUCUGUUUUAAAGAGUGACUGUGCCAAAGGCUUAAUCACUGUCCUGGUAUGACUUGUUUAUGGUUUGUACUUUUUAAAUUUUUAUUUUAUUCUGGGGUCUUUUUAAGAUUGUGUCCUAUUGUACUGAAGCAUGCAGCCUUGUUUCAAUAGCAGCCAGAAGUGAAGCAGCAACGUCCAAUGCUGCCUUUUAUAAAUUUAGUUAGCAUCACUCAUCAUAAGCAUAUAAUCCAAAGGCACUUAUUGUAAAGGCUUUAUUUAUUGAUUUAUUUAUUUAUUUAUUUGUUUGAGCUGGAUUUCGUCCAUAGCCAGUUUUUUUUGGGGGGGGUGACAAAAGUCACUGUCCAGUCAGUGACUUUUGCUAUGCAGAAUGGCUAAGACAACUAACCUUACUAAAAUAAAAAAGCAACUUUUUAGAAUAAAUUGCACAGAUGUGCAAAUAACAAAAAAAUAUUAUCAAUCAAAAUAGUUAUUCAAAUGUCAGUCUGUAUCUAUAUCAAAAAUAUGGACACACCUACUGAUUCUUUAUUCUGUAUUAUAAUACAUUUUAUGAAAAUGUCAAACCUAAAAAAAGCUACAUUUUAUAUUCUAGCUUCUUAAAGGAUUGGUUCACUUCCAGAACAAAAAUUUCCAGAUAAUUUACUCACCCCUUUGUCGUCCAAGAUGUUCAUGUCUUCUUCAGUCGUAAAGAAUGUUUCUUGAGGAAAACAUUUCAGGAAUUAUCUCUAUAUAGUGCACUUCAAUGCUGCUCCCAAGAUUAAACUUCCAAAAUGCAGUUUAAAUGCAGCUUCAAAUGGCUCUAAACGAUCCCAGCCGAGGAAGAAGGGUCUUAUCUAGUGAAAUGAUCAGUCAUUUUGGAAACAAGUUCACAAUUUAUGUACUUACUAACCUCAAAUGCUCCUCUUGUCUCAUCUCUGCGAUGCGCAUAUGCAGGGUCAAUACAGUAAGGGCGUGUCGACAAACUCCCAUCUCAUUUUCUUCUUCAACUUCAAAAUCGCCCAUAAAGUUGAGGGAUUCUAAACUUUGUUGCAUCGCUGGACACGCCCCAUCCGCUCGAUGUUGCGCUUGUCACCGGAAAUCGCCAGCUCUCCAUUGAAAUGAAUGGGAUCGUGUCGCUUUGUAUAUAUAGAGUAUAUAUAUAAAGUAUAUAAACUGUCAAUUUGUUUUGAAAAUGACCAAUCGUUUUGUUAGAUAAGACCCUUUUUCCCCGGCUGGGAUUGUUUAGAGCCAUUUAAAGCUGCAUUUAAACUGCAUUUUGGAAGUUAAAACUUGGGGGCACCACUUAAGUCCACUAUAUGAAGAUAAAUCUUUAAAAGUUUUCCUCAAGAAACAUAAUUUCUUAUCGACUGAAGAAAGAAAGACAUGAACAUCUUGGAUGACAAUGGGGUGAGUAAGAUAUCUGUAAAUUUUUGUUCUGAAAGAUUCAAACUUUUCCCAGUAAAUCCAUUAAAACAUUUUUGUAAAUUAAGAAAUUAGGUUUUUAAAAGACAUUUUAAGAAGACACUAAGUGUGUUUUAAAAAAAUAAACCUUUAAAAUCAAAAGCUCAUGAAAAUCUUAACUUCAGAUGUCAACUCAGAUGUGUCCAGACCUUGAUUUGUACUCUGUAUUUGAUAGAAAUAAAAAAUAAUGACUUGAGCUGUACGUAGCCACCUUCUGUAGAGUAAAAACGUGUAAGAAGUUGAUGUAAUUGCUGUCUAAACCAAUGCAUAGCAUCCUUGUGGAUAAUUUUAGUUAUGUUUGUUUACAUAUUGUUUGUUUUAUGUGUGUGUGUGUGAGAGAGAGAUAAGUGUUUUUUAAACUACAUCAAGUGGGCUUUACAUUGUCACUCAUGAACAGCAUGAGGCCCUAAUGACUGUUUGCUGCAUUAUCCAUUGAACCAUGAAUUCUUCAAAUAAUGUUCAACAUUAUGGCCUUGUCGAAGUGUGUUCGCGAGUAUGUGAUAGUUUUCCCUUCCCUUUCUGUUACAUGCUGUCUAAAAACGGUGCCAUACAGGAGUAAGUAAGUGUGUGAUUGUCCAGAAAGCCUUAAAAGAGGUUACGGAAGUGAAAAAAAAAAAAAGAGAGGUUCAGUACAUAAUGGAUUUUAAUGAGUACACAGGUUAAAUAUAACACACAAUGGUGUAGAACGGAAUUGAAAACUAACUCUUGUGCACUUGUUUUAUAUCUUGAAUGCCAUGUGAUGCCCCUCAAAACAGAAAAAAAGGUAUAAAAUCGUUUUAAACUUUAUCUCUCUUUCUACCAACCACUGAGCUUGUUUCAGUCCUGAAAAAGACAGGUGGAGGAUGCAGUCCUGCAAUACUAAGUACAGAGCUGCUAUGAUUCUGUUUGGAGAAUGCUUCCAUUUAUCUGCCCUGCAUAUUCAGGUGUAAGCAUGAGCGCAAAGUCAAAAAGGAGCAUGGCGUAAGGCUACUUGAUUCUUACGGUUAGUUUAGGAAGAGCUUAAAGUGAUGGCAGGUUGAACAGAUAUAGGAAGCUGAAUAUCAGAUUUUUUGGCUGUGAUGAAAUUGACUUUUUGAUGAUUUCUAUUUUCUAAAAAAAAACCCUCCCUGCUUCCUCCUCACUUCACUGCAACGAUUGUGUCUCUCAUCUCUGGGUUUCUCACUGUGUCUGCAUGACCCCUAAUUUCUGUUGUUGUUUUGUAUCUCUACCAGUAGGUAGCUAAUUCUCUGUCCCCCAAAAAAGUGUGGCUGCCUACUGAUCAUUUUUUAAAAGAACAUAAUGUAGUAUGCAAAUGUCCCUUAAAUAUAAAAGGGUAAAAGAAAAAAAAAAAACAAUGUUUUUUUGUAAAUGUAAGAAAAAGCAUUUGUUGUUGAAUGGAAUGAGAUAAAGGCUUUGUUGAUAACAU
Molecule: messenger RNA, 5754 nt
Organism: Labeo rohita (rohu)
Lineage: Eukaryota; Metazoa; Chordata; Actinopteri; Cypriniformes; Cyprinidae
Gene: b4galnt1b
Product: beta-1,4-N-acetyl-galactosaminyl transferase 1b
Biological process (GO): ganglioside biosynthetic process
Cellular component (GO): Golgi membrane
Molecular function (GO): hexosyltransferase activity
Source: RefSeq, a predicted model, not a curated record